Molecule: messenger RNA, 862 nt
Organism: Morus notabilis
Lineage: Eukaryota; Viridiplantae; Streptophyta; Magnoliopsida; Rosales; Moraceae
Product: nuclear transcription factor Y subunit B-5
Exons: 2
Coding region: 1-615 (204 amino acids)
Biological process (GO): regulation of transcription by RNA polymerase II
Cellular component (GO): CCAAT-binding factor complex; nucleus
Molecular function (GO): protein heterodimerization activity; DNA-binding transcription activator activity, RNA polymerase II-specific; RNA polymerase II cis-regulatory region sequence-specific DNA binding
Source: RefSeq, a predicted model, not a curated record
AUGGUUGAUAAUAAUUUCGGCAUUAACACUUCAGAGAGAGAUCAUCAUCAUCAUCAUGAUAAAGGGUUUAACUACAAGUACACAGCUGCAGGAAGCGCUAGUACUAGCUGUGAGGAUAUUGGAGUCAUCAAAGAGCAAGAUCGGUUGCUUCCAAUAGCCAAUGUUGGGCGAAUCAUGAAGCAGAUUUUGCCUCCCAAUGCCAAAAUCUCCAAAGAAGCCAAGGAAACCAUGCAAGAAUGUGUGUCCGAGUUCAUAAGCUUCGUCACGGGAGAAGCCUCCGACAAGUGCCACAAGGAGAAGCGCAAGACGGUGAACGGCGACGACAUUUGCUGGGGCCUAGCAACGCUCGGAUUCGAUGACUACGCCGAGCCCCUCAAGCGGUACUUGCACAGGUACAGAGAAAUAGAAGGAGAGAAAUCAUCAGCUCACCAGAACAAUAAGGCGGCCAGCUCUACUAAUCACGAAGAGAUCAAGAUUAACGAAAUUUCGAAUAAUUAUGGAGGUCAUGAAGUCGUCCUCGAAAACGAUCAUGAAGAUAUUGUCCCAAAUUCACGUACUUUCAAUUUCAAUGUGGUUGAUGAGAGGAGUAAAAGCUCUUUCCAAAAAAGAUUUUGAAGGGAAUUUCAACAUUUACUGCUCGCGCGCAGUACUUCAUGGCAUCUGGUGCUGAACCCAAGAAACAAAUCUGACAGAACGCAUGUGAGCUUUGAGUUCUCCAUGUGACACUUAGCACCCCCCAGCUUUGCUGGGCUGCAACGUGGACAAAUGUGCCCCAAUGGGACAGGUGUCAGGACCUAGCUACCUCAAUCAUUAAUCUGUAUGUAUUAAUAUUUUCUACCAGGACUAUUAAAUUUAUUAUUCU